GUUUCAAAUCAAGCUCCUUCCCUCUCUCUUCGACGCCAGCACCGGUGGAUACCGCCGUCCCGCUUCCACCGAUCCUCGUCGCCGGCGACGGCGGUUUCGGUCAGCCCUUAUCUCAAUUCAGUGGCGGAGCUCUUCCGUCCCGCGCUCGUCGCGCUUCUUCGACAAUCCGAGGCUGCUCUCCUCGUCCGCUUCCGCAGCACUUUCUGAAAAGAUCCGAACUUCAAGCCGUCGUCUCCUCGCUUCGGCUGCUCCGAUGAUGCAUCGGCUGUGACUCCGUCUGCUUCCGAGACAAGGGUGUAGCGUUCUAGCUAUCAUCAGCAAUGAGCCUAAUCUCGAGAGCAGGACACCGUUUGUCAAAUGGAUUCCUCCGUGCGUAUGCCAUUUCUCGUCCUGCCGUCAUGGCGGAUUCGCGCUUGAAUUGGUUGUCCCGGAAUCUCUCUCAACCGGCGAGGAAAGAGGAGGAUGACGAAGAUGAAGUGGAGAUCGACCAGCGGAGGCUUCCGGCCGACUACGAUCCGGCCACGUUCGAUCCCACGGAGCAUCGGAGCCCUCCGACGGACAGGGUCUUCCGCCUCGUGGACGAAGUGGCCGGGCUCACGCUGGUCGAGGUGGCGGAGCUCUCGUCGAUCCUGAUGAGCAAAUUGGGGAUGAAGGAGCCGCCGGCCAUCGCGGUCAUGAAAGGAGGAGCUGCCGCCGCUAUGGCCGGGAUGGCCGCGAAGGCGGCCGGGGCGGGGGCGGCGGGCAAGGAGGAGAAGAAGCCGGAGAAGACCGUGUUCGAGGUGAAGCUGGAAUCGUACGAGGCCUCCGCGAAGAUCAAGAUCAUCAAGGAAGUGAGGAGCUUUACGGACUUGGGUCUGAAGGAAGCCAAGGACUUGGUGGAGAAGACGCCGGCGGUGUUGAAAGCCGGACUUUCGAAGGAGGAAGGGGAGCAGAUACUUGAGAAGUUGAAAGCACUUGGAGCCAAGGUUGUAAUGGAAUGAAGACUUCAAAAGGGUGGAUCUGCAGCUAGUUGCAGGUGCUUCCAUUUCAGAAAUCGGGCAGCUUAUUGAUGUAAAACCUCGAGUCUGAAGCAGCGAGCCCAGCUUGAUAGAGAACUUGAAUAGAAAUUGCAACAAAAGGUUACUGACAACUAGUAAAUGCCUUGUAUUCAUCUCGAUCAAUGUUGCUCGGCAUCGCGUCUAGGCAUAAGCAUCAUGCUUAAGAGAGAAGAAUUGCAUCGGAUAAGUCGAGCAAAGGAUUCCUACUGUUGAAAUGAUUUCAUUUGCUAUUGGUUUAACAAUUUCCAAGUCAUACACAUCGAGUGUAAAUGCAUGAUGGUCCUACUUUGUGCUGAGUAGUGAGAAAUGCUGGGGGAAGAAACUUACAUUCCUCACUCAAGCACAGUGUGGAAGUUGAGACCUUGGGCACCUGAAUUUCUAAAAUGUUCUAUAUUGUAAGUUUUUCAUUCUCUC
Molecule: messenger RNA, 1451 nt
Organism: Eucalyptus grandis
Lineage: Eukaryota; Viridiplantae; Streptophyta; Magnoliopsida; Myrtales; Myrtaceae
Product: 50S ribosomal protein L7/L12
Exons: 2
Coding region: 321-980 (219 amino acids)
Biological process (GO): translation
Cellular component (GO): ribosome
Molecular function (GO): structural constituent of ribosome
Source: RefSeq, a predicted model, not a curated record